UCUAUAAUUAAAAGUUAAUAUCAGUGAGUGGUAAUGGAUAACCAGUGGUCAUUUUAUUUUUCUCUACUUGUUCUUAUUGCUAGUUUACUACUAAUUAAAAAAGUAGAGCCAGUAAAAAUAACAUCUGUUGAAAUUCCGCGAGUGGUUAGAGCUGGUACAGAAGAACCAACGAUUCUUGACUGUAAAUAUGAUUUGGAAUCAUCGACAACAGCUGCACUCGUUGUCAAAUGGUAUGUCGACCAGGAGCUUCUAUAUCAAUGGAUUCAUAACUCAACGCCCAAGGGAUCCGAUGAAUUUUUCAAAUUUAUCGAUGCGACAUAUAAAGCCAGCAAUGAUCCAAAUACAAUGUAUAGAGCGGUUAAACUUGUCAGGCCAAGUCAUGAACUUUCUGGUAAAAUAAGAUGUAGUAUAUCAACUCAAGAGGAUGAAACAGAUGCUUCCGAAGAUAUGUUAGUUUAUUCCCCAGAAACGGUGUUCCGGUUAUCAGAUCCAACGAUAAAUGAAGAUUCCACCCAACUAACCACAAAGUGCUUAGCUGAAGACCUUUAUCCACUUCCUACGAUAAAGCUUUUUCAAGACAAUCAGCCAAUAAAAAAACAAAAGCAAUAUUACAAAAAUAAAACGGAUGGUCGAUACAGUGUCGAGGCCGUUGCAACUUUGUGGAUGGACCAAAUUAAAUUACCUACAACAUUUAAAUGUGAAUUAUUUAUUAAAGAAGCUAAUUAUACUUCUAUUAAAACAUACGUAUACAAUGGUGGGUUUGCUCAGUCCAAUGUCUCGAUACUCUUGAUCUCCUUGAUUAUCGGAUUCUUGUUGGUCACCACCACCAUCACCACCCAGACGACAACGCAAAUCAACAUUAUGGUCUACCAUUCAAUUAAUAAGGUAGGUGUAUAAAUUAAUUCUGC
This is a messenger RNA of Microplitis demolitor, 908 nucleotides long. RefSeq lists its product as uncharacterized. The transcript is spliced from 6 exons. The coding region runs from base 34 to 897 and encodes 287 amino acids. Lineage: Eukaryota; Metazoa; Arthropoda; Insecta; Hymenoptera; Braconidae. The record is from RefSeq and is a predicted model, not a curated record.